Molecule: messenger RNA, 396 nt
Organism: Entamoeba invadens IP1
Lineage: Eukaryota; Evosea; Mastigamoebida; Endamoebidae
Exons: 1
Coding region: 1-396 (131 amino acids)
Source: RefSeq, a predicted model, not a curated record
AUGUUACUCUCAAUGGAACAAACCUACAUCAGACCCAAUCAUAUGUACUCAGCAGAGGCGCUAUCUGCUUUUGUUGUUGCCGACUCAUCUACUUAUUCUGUGGUUGACAACCCCUCACCAGAGUGUUCUGUUGUUACUGAGUCUCCAGCCCCAUCUCUUCAAUCGGAGAGAGACAUCAAAUUGAUAUAUUCAUUAACAAAGCCAUGCUUGGAAAAAGUCAAUUUACCAAAGAAGAAACACCACUGGAACGAUUAUGAAAGACAAAUCGCAAUAAGAAAAGCAAAAGAAAUGGGUCUAACAAAGGCAACUCGGUUUUUGCAGACUUCUUUACCCACUUUAUUUGCAGGACUAUCGGCCUCAACGCUGCAAUAUUGGAUCAGAAAGCCAUCCCAUUAA